AUGGCGGUGAGUGUUGUCGAUGAUGUUGUUGUCGAUGAUGUUGUUGAUGCUGUUGUUGUUCAUGUUGUUGAUGAUGCUGUUGUUGUUGAUGUUGGUGUAGAUGUUCAUAAUAUUGUUCAUGAUGUUGAUAAUGUUGUUGAUGGUGUUGUUGAUGAUGUUGUUGAUGUUGUUGUUGUUGUUGAUGGCGAGCAGCAGCUGACGGCGCCGCUCCUGGUCUCCGUGUGUGCCGCGGUGCUCAGCUCCUUCGAGUUCGGCUACAACAUCGGCGUGACGAACGCUCCCGAGCAGAUAAUCCGCAGUUUCUACAAUGCCACGUGGAUGGGUCGCCACGGCGUGGCCAUGCCGCACUCGUCGCUCACUGCCGUCUGGGCUCUCUCCGUCGCCAUCUUCGCCGUGGGCGGCAUGGUGAGCGCCCUCAUGGUGGGGGCGCUCACCUCCAAAUACAGCAGGCGUAACUGCCUCAUGGCCAACAACGCGCUGGCGCUGCUGGGCGGGACCCUCAUGGCCAUUUCCAAGGCGGCCUCCUCCUACGAGACGCUCGUCGCAGGCCGACUCAUCGUGGGCCUCUACUGCGGUCUCUCCACGGGCCUGGUCCCCAUGUACAUCGGGGAGCUGUCCCCCACCGAGCUGCGGGGGGCUCUGGGCACCCUGCACCAGCUCGCCGUCGUCAUCGGCAUCCUCUUCGCUCAGGUGCUGGGCAUGGAGUCGCUGCUGGGCUCCGAGUCGCUGUGGCCGCUGCUGCUCGGCUUCACGAUGGUGCCCUCGGUGGCGCAGCUCGCCGUGCUGCCCUUCUGCCCCAAGAGCCCUCGCUACCUCCUCAUCAACGAGGGCCUCGACAAGGAGGCGCGACAAGUGCUGGUGCGUCUCCGCGGCACGGGCGACGUGGAGCGCGACAUGCAGGAGAUGCGCGAGGAGCAGCGGCAGAUGCAGCGCGAGGAGAGCGUCUCGGUGCUGUCGCUGCUGCGCUCGCGCGCCUACCGCCAGCCGCUGGUCGUGUCCGUCGUGCUGCACCUGUCUCAGCAGUUCUCCGGCAUCAACGCCAUCUUCUUCUACUCCACGAGCAUCUUCACCAACGCCGGCGUGCCCAACCCCGUCUACGCCACCAUCGGCGCCGGCGCUGUCAACGUCGCCUUCACCGUCGUGUCGCUGUUCCUGGUGGAGCGUGCCGGGCGCCGCACGCUGCACCUCGUCGGCCUGGCAGGGAUGGGCGUCUGCGCCAUCGUCAUGACCAUCGCGCUCAGCCUGCAGAAAACCCUGGUGUGGAUGUCGUACGUGAGCAUCGUGGCGAUCUUCGGCUUCGUGGCGCUCUUUGAGAUCGGGCCGGGCCCCAUCCCGUGGUUCAUCGUGGCCGAGCUCUUCUCGCAGGGCCCGCGGCCCGCCGCCAUCGCCAUCGCAGGCUGCGUCAACUGGACGGCCAACUUCCUCGUCAGCAUGUGCUUCCAGUACAUCGAGGACCUCACGGGCCCCUACGUGUUCGUGAUCUUCGUGGUGCUGCUCGCCCUCUUCUGCCUCUUCACGUACUUCAAGGUGCCCGAGACGAAGGGCCGCAGCUUCGAGGAGAUCGCCGCCGCCUUCGGGGGCAACGCCGCCACCGCCGCCGGCGGCACGCGGCCCCACGACAAGGAGGAGGCCCACGGCCUGCAGUCUGAGUCUCAAGUCUAGCGGACUCACUCGCUCGCUCGCUCAGUCACUCGCUCGCUCAGUCACACACUCGCUCAGUCACUCGCUCAGUCACACACUCGCUCGCUCAGUCACUCGCUCGCUCAGUCACACACUCACUCACUCGCUCAGUCACACACUUGCU
Molecule: messenger RNA, 1804 nt
Organism: Lethenteron reissneri (Far Eastern brook lamprey)
Lineage: Eukaryota; Metazoa; Chordata; Hyperoartia; Petromyzontiformes; Petromyzontidae
Product: solute carrier family 2, facilitated glucose transporter member 1-like
Biological process (GO): dehydroascorbic acid transport
Cellular component (GO): plasma membrane
Molecular function (GO): D-glucose transmembrane transporter activity
Source: RefSeq, a predicted model, not a curated record